This is a messenger RNA of Myotis lucifugus (little brown bat), 1453 nucleotides long. Its product is annotated as adhesion G protein-coupled receptor E2-like. The record is from RefSeq and is a predicted model, not a curated record. Gene Ontology annotation, molecular function: G protein-coupled receptor activity. Gene Ontology annotation, cellular component: membrane. The coding region runs from base 1 to 1413 and encodes 470 amino acids. The transcript has 11 exons. Lineage: Eukaryota; Metazoa; Chordata; Mammalia; Chiroptera; Vespertilionidae. Gene Ontology annotation, biological process: cell surface receptor signaling pathway; adenylate cyclase-activating G protein-coupled receptor signaling pathway.
AUGGAACUGUCCCUGGAGGUGAAGAAGCAAGGAGAUAAGAAUGUCACCCUGAGUGUUAAUCAGGCAAAGAUGCUGGUGAACUGGGAUGUGGUGCAGGACUCAGGUGACUCAGGCCCUGCUGCAGUGGGCCUUUUCUCCUCUCCAGGGAUGGGCAAGUUGCUGGUUGAGGCCCCCCUGGUCCUGGAAACUGAGGAACAGUCAGUUCUGAAUGAGACACGCAAGGGCCUGCAGCAGGAAGUCUCCCCUGUCCUGCUCUCAGAUGUCAUAUCCGUCUUUGUGAGCAAUAAGGACACUCAGAACCUCAGCUCCCCAGUCACCUUUGUCUUCAAGCAUUCAUUGACCCCGGGGCCAAUGCAGAAGGUGUUCUGUGUCUUCUGGGAGCCUGGCCAGAAUGGAAGUGGUCAUUGGUCCACCAAAGGCUGCUGGAUAGUGGGCACCAGAGACAUCAGCACCACCUGCCAAUGCAGCCACCUCAGCAGCUUUGCUGUCCUCAUGGCCCACUAUGAUGUGCAGGAUGAUGAUCCCGCCCUGGCUGUGAUCACCUAUGUGGGGCUGAGCCUCUCUCUGCUGUGCCUCCUCCUGGCGGCCCUCACCUUCCUGCUGUGCAAAGCCAUCCAGAACACCAGCACCUCACUCCACCUGCAGCUCUCACUCUGCCUCUUCCUGGCCCACCUGCUCUUCCUCACGGCCAUCGACAGAACUGAGCCUAAGGUGCUGUGUGCCAUGAUCGCGGGUGCCUUACACUAUCUCUACCUGGCCUCCUUCACCUGGAUGCUGCUGGAGGGCCUGCACCUCUUCCUCACUGCACGCAACCUGACGGUGGUCAACUACUCCAGUGUGAGCAGGUUCAUGAAGAAGUUCAUGCUCCCUGUGGGCUACGGAGUCCCAGCUCUGAUUGUGGCCAUUUCUGCAGUAUCCAGGCCUCACUUGUAUGGAACACCUGCCCGCUGCUGGCUCCACCCAGAAAAGGGAUUUAUAUGGGGCUUCCUUGGACCAGUCUGCGCCAUCCUCUUUGUCAAUCUAGCUUUCUUUCUGAUGACCCUCUGGAUUUUGAAAAGCAAACUCUCUUCACUCAACAGUGAUGUGUCCACCCUCAAGAAUACAAGGAUGCUGACAUUUAAAGCGAUAGCUCAACUCUUCAUCUUGGGCUGCACGUGGUGUCUGGGAAUCCUGCAGGUGGGUCCAGCUGCUCAUGCCAUGGCCUAUCUCUUCACCAUCAUCAACAGCCUGCAGGGCGUCUUCAUCUUCCUGGUGUACUGUCUCCUCAGUCAGCAGGUCCGGAAGCAAUACAGGAAAUGGUGGAAAGGGGUCAGGAAAACCAAAGCAGAAUCUGAGCAAUACACCCUCUCCAGCAGAGCCAUGUCGGACGCCACUAAACACAGUGAGGUAAAAGGCGAUGGAUUGACAGCAUAAAAGAGGAAAUUAAGUCAAUUCUGAGAAAUCUAAAAGUGGG